Aspergillus wentii DTO 134E9 is the source of this 1686-nucleotide messenger RNA. RefSeq names its product septin (gene aspE). The transcript is spliced from 2 exons. The coding region runs from base 1 to 1686 and encodes 561 amino acids. Lineage: Eukaryota; Fungi; Ascomycota; Eurotiomycetes; Eurotiales; Aspergillaceae. The record is from RefSeq and is a predicted model, not a curated record. Gene Ontology annotation, cellular component: cell division site; septin ring; cytosol. Gene Ontology annotation, biological process: cytoskeleton-dependent cytokinesis. Gene Ontology annotation, molecular function: molecular adaptor activity; GTP binding; GTPase activity.
AUGUCUACCAGUACCCAAUCGUCCAGACCCCCCAGCCGGGUCCAACCUUCCUCCAUGGACCUUCCUGCCAUCACAGAGAACGGCAAUACCCAGGUCAACCAGAAGAGAACAUCGUCUCUAGGCUUUCUACGUCGCGCCAAAUCCACGGAGCCACUCAGUGAAAAAAAGAGCAGCAAGAGGAUGUCCAAGGCUGCAGCGCUGGAGGAAGAGCGCCGUCAACGCGAAUCCAUGCCCAAGCAGCCUCCUCGUCUCCCCGACCUUUCUCCCACUCCAGUACUUGAAACCUUUGGAGGUGAUGAACGUCCAGACAGUGUCGCGAUUGUUUCUGGCCAGGCGCUGCGCCAGGUUGCGCCUAACAGUGCCCUGAGCUCGCCAUCUAACCCUGAAAUCCCUGAUCCCUAUUCACGAGCAGAGAGCAUGGCGCAUCGUGGUCGUUAUAGCUACGCCAGCAGUGCUGUAAGCACCGUUAACAACCCACGCAGACUGCGUCGUCGCAAGGACCCUACCCCGUACAACAUUCUUGUUCUUGGUGCUCGAAAUUCUGGCAAGACCUCGUUCCUCAACUUCCUUCGCAAAUCUUUGGCCAUGCCCCCGCACAAGCAUCCCUCCCGAUCGCCUGACGAUCUGGAAUACAGUUACCACCAAUCCCCUGCCAAUGAAGGCUACACUUCUCACUUCCUCGAGACCGAGAUCGACGGGGAGCGCGUGGGACUCACCCUGUGGGAUUCGCAGGGCCUGGAGAAAGGCAUCGCCGAUAUUCAGCUACGUGGUGUGACUGGAUUUUUGGAAGGAAAAUUCGAAGAGACUUUGACCGAGGAAAUGAAGGUGAUUCGCUCUCCUGGAGCUAGAGACACUCACAUUCAUUGCACUUUCUUAAUUCUCGACCCCGUUCGCCUUGACGAGAAUAGGGCUGUCGCUGAACGAGCCGCCAAUGGAACCGCCAAGGCGUCGGACACUUCGGUCAUUGGCAUCCUAGAUGAAAGCCUCGACAUUCAAGUUCUUCGAACCGUAUUGGGCAAGACUACCGUUGUUCCUGUUAUCAGCAAAGCCGAUACGAUCACUACUGCGCACAUGACCUACCUGAGAAAAGCAGUCUGGGAUAGCUUGAAGCAGGCCAACAUUGACCCUCUCGAGGUUCUUACUUUGGAAGACCAGGAGGAAUAUACUUCUUCAGAAAGUGCCGAUGAAGAAGAGGAGGUUGCCAAGCCCGAGGCUACAGAGGACACUGAGGAGAAUAAAGACCUGGAAGCCUCAGCUACGGCAGACUCGGAGCCGGCUCCAUCGAGUGAUGAAGGGACCCCAGUUCCAUCUUCCCCCUCCGAGCGAAGCCAGAGUACCCGCAAGUCUUCAGCAUCACUGGCUGCGAGCCAGCAUCUUCCCUUUUCAAUUCUGUCACCUGACCCCUACUCCCUGGAGGCCGGGGAUGAACCAGUUGGACGUAAGUUCCCUUGGGGAUUCGCCGAUCCAUACAACCCAGAGCAUUGCGACUUUGUCAGGCUCAAGGAUAAUGUGUUCAGUGACUGGCGAACUGAAUUGCGUGAGGCCAGUCGUGUGAUCUGGUAUGAGAGAUGGAGAACAAGCCGCUUGAACCGUCAUGGCCUCAGUGCUCCACCACAGAAGAGGCCUCAAAGGAAUACGUACAGUGGUAGAAUGGGUCCUAUGAAUGAUGGACGCCGAGUUCGGUGA